Melitaea cinxia (Glanville fritillary) is the source of this 468-nucleotide messenger RNA. Its product is annotated as hydroxyacyl-thioester dehydratase type 2, mitochondrial-like. Lineage: Eukaryota; Metazoa; Arthropoda; Insecta; Lepidoptera; Nymphalidae. The coding region runs from base 1 to 468 and encodes 155 amino acids. The record is from RefSeq and is a predicted model, not a curated record. The transcript has a single exon.
AUGCUAUCAAAUCGAUUUCCAUACAUUGCUGUUAACAAUAAAAAUUAUCAGAAAAUAUGUAAAAUACAUACAUCCUCAUUUAGCCGAGCAUCUUUUAAAGCUGGCGAUAAAAUAAGAAUACAAAAGACACUAACCCAAAAGGACUUGGAUACUUUUUCGAACCUUACAAGUGAUCACAAUUAUCUCCAUAAAAAUAAUGGGAACAAGAGGCCCAUUGUUCAUGGGGCUUUCUUAAAUGGUCUUGUGGCUGGUCUGAUCGGUACUCACUUACCUGGACCGGGUACAGUCCUUGUAUCACAAACAAUGAAAUUUCCGAAUAAAUGUUUUGUCGGUGAAAAAUUGACUAUAAGUGUAGAAUUAGUGGAUGUGAGGAAAAUCCUCAAAGUAAAGUUUUUCUGUAUAGUAGAGGAGGAGAAAAAGGUUGUGUUUGAAGGUGAAGCUAAACUGAUGCUUGCUAAAGAUUCUUAG